AUGACCAGCGAUGCGUUGAUCAUCGAUACAGAUGGAGACCUAGUUCUAGUAUUCGAUCCAGAAGAGUGUUCAUCUUCCCAGACGGAUGAUACCUGGACUGACGCCGAUUCAUCCGAAGAUGAUUUACAGAUUACAGAUGCCGAGUCAUCAAAUGGAGAGUCCAAGAGUUUAAUUAAGUUACCGGACAUCUCGCAAAUCAACCUAUCAGCCGACGAACUUUCUGUAUUAAUUGAUACUUCUUGGGUCGAGUUGAAGCAAGUCCGCAUGUUAGUCUCAUCUAAACAUAUGUCCGUUGCUUCACCAACAGGCUCUCAAGAGAGUAUCGAGCUGAAGAAAACCGGCAAGAUGGAAUUAUUGCUUCGCGAUGACGAUUCAAAGGCAUGGAUCCAUUUACUCAACAUCAUACAUGGACGAUUCAGAUCCGUUCCUUUGGAUAUUAAUUUACCCAUGUUCACGCGAAUUGCACUUUUAUGCGACAAGUACCAAAUGCAUGAGGUUCCUUAUGUAUUCACACCAGCCUGGAAGAUGUCAGCUGGCCACGACUCCGUAUCGGGAGAAGACAUACCUCGCUGGAUCUUCAUAGCUUGGACUUUCAAUAUGACAGAUGUAAUCGAAGAAAUUACGAAAGGCCUUGCUCUCAACUAUACUGGAAAUGGAAUCCAAAAAUUGUUCAGCAUUAGUAGUCUACCGAUUCCCCAGAUUGUUUUAGAUGAGCUUGAAAAGUCUCGCCAACACGCAAUUGCUGAGGUGGUUGAUUUGUGUGAUUACACCAUACAGCGAUAUCAGAACAACAGUUCGAAAUAUUCGAUUCGCACUAUAUGCGGUGAAGAUAGAGAGUCUUACCGUAAGAAAUGUGAUGCAAUGAUGCUAGGCAUGUUGUUGAAAGGUGCCAUUGAACAACAGAUAUACCCACUUCCAACAAAACCAUACAAAGAGUGGUCUUUUUCGAUUUUGGAAAAGAAGAUCAAGUGUAUCAAACCAACUUCAUUGUGCGCUGCUAUGUCAUUGAUACCAGAUGUCCAAAGCGAUCAGGACCAUGGAAUCUCUAAUAUUAUGACAUCGUGGAUCAGACAUACAGCGGAAGAAGUCACUGGGCUUCAAUUGACAUCUUUGAAGAAAAAUGCAUCACCGGAAAUUCAGUGGCCAAUUCGAUGA
Messenger RNA from Botrytis porri, 1155 nucleotides. RefSeq lists its product as uncharacterized. The record is from RefSeq and is a predicted model, not a curated record. The transcript is spliced from 3 exons. Lineage: Eukaryota; Fungi; Ascomycota; Leotiomycetes; Helotiales; Sclerotiniaceae. Bases 1 to 1155 code for a protein of 384 amino acids.